This is a messenger RNA of Eufriesea mexicana, 2663 nucleotides long. Its product is annotated as transmembrane protein 135. The coding region runs from base 521 to 1675 and encodes 384 amino acids. The record is from RefSeq and is a predicted model, not a curated record. The transcript is spliced from 9 exons. NCBI's taxonomy places the organism in Eukaryota, Metazoa, Arthropoda, Insecta, Hymenoptera, Apidae.
UUGAAUUAUUAUUCAACAAAUAUUUAAAUUAGGGUUCUACGUAAGAAGAGUUAAGGUCGACGAAAGCGAGUUUUGAUUUUACACAGUUGUCCGGAUUCAGUCGGUGACGAGCGGUCGACGAGUUCGCACGCGUUUGUCUGUUUGUUAUCGUGAUCAUUUUUUCUUUGAUCUACGAAAGACACGAACAUUUCUAAUAUCCCAUUUUGAGGAAUCGAAGUCCAGAAUCGAAAACACGUCGUUAUCUAAUCCUUGUUGAACAUCGAUCAAUAUAUAGACUUUCUUAAUCAAUCGUAAUCGAAUCAAAUUUUCUUUGAUUUACGUUGCGUAAUUCUAAAUUAACGUGUAACAAGCAAGAAGAAUGAAUUUAACAAAGUGUUUGACAAUAUCAAAAUAGCUAUAGUAACACUGCGUGACAGAAGGAGCAACAGUUUUAUUUUUUCUUUAUGCAACGUUCUUUGCUGAAAAUUGACACUGCGUAGUCAGUAACUAAAUUUAUUGUAAAAUUGUUAGUCAUCAGAGAAUGCCUUCACAACUAAGCAAAUUCAUCGAUAUAUCCUGUAAGGAAUAUGCACAUCCUUGGGGAGAUUCCUGUGUGAAUACAGCCGCCGGUCUUGGCUUAGAUGCUCUUCAAGAAUGCCUAAGGAUAUAUUCCACAGUUUAUAUAGUUGCACUUUUAUUAAAAGGAAAGAAACCAUCUAAAGGAGAUAUUAAAAAAACGAUAUUGGGUUUUUUACAGUCAACAGCUUUCCUCUCAUGGAGUGCUUUUUCCUAUUCUAUGUUCAUUUGCCUUUUAAGACGAAUACUUGGAAACUUCAACUUCCUGACUAUAUCAUUUUUUCCAUCAUUUCUAUCUAGUUUGUCUGCUAUUAUUAUUGAGAGGCCAUCAAGGCGUACUUUAUUGAGUUUAUAUGUAUCUAAUAUUGCGACAGAAACAUUAUUUAGAAUGGGGGUAGCAAGGGGAUAUUAUUCUCCCAUUUCACAAGGUGGAACAUAUAUUUUUGCUACAAGUUUAGCAUUAUUGCUUUAUUUUUAUCGUACUAAACCAAAUAACCAAGAUUCUAUAUAUAAAAUACUUAGAAUCAUUGUUGGAAAAUAUGAAGGGACUGAUUAUCCUAAAGAGAAAAACGAAUUACACUAUGAAAUGCAAUUAUGCUGUUCUAAUGAAGAUAAUAGUGGUAAUUCCGUAGACAAGCAUGAUGUAAAUAAAUCUCAUAAAAAAAAUGUUAAUAUAUUUAUGAAAUCCCUUGAGACAUACAAAAAACUUACAGAAACAUUAAAGCAUAAAGAUAAACAUAUUUCCUGCCCACAUCCAUUUAGUUGUAUUAUUGGUUUAACAUUUAUGUUUUAUAGUAGUAAUACAAUAACUUUAUAUUUUAUGUGGAAAGCAUUGCAGUUGUUAUGGAAUGAUCUUGUGGAAAAAAAGAUAGUACCUGAAGUAAAAUGGUUUCAAAUCUUCUUAUAUUGCUUUAGUACAGCAGUACUCUUCCAUGUAUCAAUCUUUGAACCACAUCUCUUAAGGUCUUCCUAUUGGAAAUUUUUGUAUACUAUCUCUGGAGGAAGGGUAGCAAUAAUGUCUCGAGUACCAUUAGACAUAUAUGGUUUAGAAACAUCUAAGCAUCUUGCAGAUGUAUGUAGAAAAACUAAUACUUCCACUAAGAAAACUUUUUCAUUUUAAUUUAAUAACACAAGAAUGAAGUAGAAUUUAUUGAACUUUGUUCUUUUGAACGUAUUUGUUAUUUACACGAAGUAUCGAAGAACUGAUGGUACGAUUCGGAAAGUUUGUUUCUGUUUAAAAAAAAAUAAAAGGAGCUACAUAAAAGAGACUUCCUCCUCAAGGAAACUGGGUUUGAAUGUUCGUUGAGUACGCGUGCACUCAUGUAAGGUCGCGGAUUCACGAACGGCACCAUGAGGUAAGGGGAAUGCUUCUUACCUAAAGAAAAGAAAAAGGGAGGAGGGGAAAUAACGCGUAUCGUACACCAGUGCUGUUUGUAUUCUUCCGGAGUUUAGGGACCUUUUCGCACUGUAUAUAUCUUUAUAUUAUAGUAUAAAAUGCUGGCUGAUAUCACAUUACACAUGAAAAAUAUAUAGUAUUAAACACGAUUUCUUUACCAUUUCCACGUAGAAAGAAACAAAAUUGUAUUUAAGAGUCUUCAUCGAUGAACAGUAUUGCUGUAGGCGGAGUCAAUUGUACUUCCCUUACUUUGUGAUACUCCUCGGAUGCUUGAAACUAUAUUUUAAUAUAUGUGUACAUAACGAAUAUUUAUAUUGAACUUUCUUAACACGAAAAAGUAUAAAUGAUAAGAAAUAAUGUCAUAAGAAAUGUCUUGAAAAGAGUGAGUUCGAAUAUUUACUGAGUACACAUGCACUUAUGCGAUCUCGAUGUUGCAGGGGUAUUGUGACGCAAGGGGAAUACUUUGACUCCGCCUAUUGUACUCGUAUGCACUCAUCGGUACGGAAUGAGAAACCUUCCCCUGACCCCAUAAUACUCCGGGAAUAUCUAUCACUCAGCUCGAGUGCACGCGUACCGAACAAGUACAUUGUCGAUCUAUAUUUUUAUGCAAAAAUAUGCUCUUUUGAGAUGUACCACUAAUUUCAGAAUAUCAUGUAUACAUUUGAAGUAUGUAUUAAUAAGAAGCGUCUAUUAAUAAAAUAACUACCAAAGA